UCCCUCAGCGGCCUUCACGGUUCUGUAGUGACAGUUAGCUGCCCGUUCAUUUGCCUGUGUAAAAAAAAAAUUGUCAGGCAGCGCCGGGGACAGCUUCCCGCCCGGCCUCCCGCUUGUUACAGCACAGUGCUGUGUGUUUACUGGGAGUUAGUGGCAGCUCUAUGGGAUGGGAUACACAGUGUAUGAAACGGGCUUUACAACAGACACCACCUGGAGCUACACACAGGUUUCAAUGACAAUGAGAGAUUACUGUUAUGUGUAAAUCCAUGUCCUAAAAUUAGAAUACUCUCUUAACGCAAAAUGUCUCUGUCUCCUGAGAAAGCAACUGAACUGAAACAAAUCAUCCAUGAGCAACUGACCCGGAUGGAUGUGCAUGGUAAAAUACGAGCAGUUUUGGCUGAAACAUUGAAGGAUGAGUUCAAGACGGACAGUCAACACUUGUCAGAAGAAGAUUUAAUGAUGGCCUUAAGACAGCGGGGAGUGAUUGAGGACGUUGUAAAUGAACUACGUUUUAAUGAGGAACACAUUUCUAGGAACUUUACCUCCACGCCAAAACCAGCAACACAUUUCAUCGAUACAGAACAAAGAACACUGAAAAAAACUAAUAUUGACCCAAUGCGGAGAUAUCUUCACCUUCAAAUCCUGGGUGGAAAAGCUUUUCUGGAGCAUCUUCAAGAACCAGAGCCUCUUCCAGGACAGGCUUGCUCCACAUUCACAAUCUGUUUGCACUUUAGGAACCAACGUUUUCGCUCCAAACCUGUACCAUGCGCCUGUGAACCAGACUUUCAAGAUGGCUUCUUGCUAGAAGUUCAUAAAGACAACCUAGGUGAUGGGAGCCGAAUGGCAGAUGCAACAACCAUGCUGUCAAUCUGUGAUCCUGUGCAGUUGAUACUGAUCAAGUUGGACACCACUGGUGAAACCACUUUAGUUGCAUCCCACUUUCUCGAAUGGCGCUCUGUUCUCGAAUCAGAAACUGGGACAACAAGCCUGGCCGUGGAGCUCCUGGGAGUUGGAGCCGAAUGCAAAGUUUCCGUUGGCGUUUUGAAUGUGAAACUUGAGCUGUAUCCGCCAUUAAGCAAGAUUCUAUCUCAGGAAAUCGUUAAAACUCAGCUUUCCAUAGAACGUCAGAAAACGGCAGAGAAGGAGAGGCUAUUUCUGGUCUAUGCUAAACAGUGGUGGAGAGAAUACUUACAAAUUCGACCUUCACAUAACACAAGGCUUGUGAAGAUAUUUGCACAGGAUGAGAAUUGGAUAAACCGUCCAGUGUGUUCCUAUGUUCGUCCUCUCAGAUCAGGGCGGCUCCUGGACACUCCACGGCAAGCAGCACGAUUUGUCAGUGUCCUGGGUUUUGAGAAGGCUCCGGUUGUUGGGGGUGGUGGCAAACAAGAACAGUGGUGCACCCUUUUGGCUUUUCUUUGCCGAAAUAAGGGGGACUGCGAGGAUCAUUGUAACCUUCUGUGCAGCCUGCUGCUUGGGUUUGGGUUGGAUGCUUAUGUCUGCGUCGGGACAAAGGGAAAGGGAGUUGCUCACACUUGGGUGAUGACAUAUGGGACAGAUGGCACGGUCACAUUCUGGGAGAGCUUGAAUGGACACAGAUAUUUGCAUAAACCAAUUAAUCCCGAUGCCCCACCAAUGGUUGAACAGCCCAAGUGUGAGUACCCAUACCGCUUGAUUGGCUGCAUCUUUAAUCACCAGUGUUUCCUGGCCAACUGCCAGCCCUCGGAUUCUGUUGAACUAUGUGUUUUUGAUCUGAACGAUGAGUCCAGAUGGAAGCCUAUGAGUGAGGAAGCCAUUAAAUCUGUGUGCUCCCCAGGAUCUACCACUUCCCUUCCUCCAUUCCCCCCGCUCUGCAGUUCAGUGGUUGAUGCUGCAACAGAAAGUAAUGACCUUGAGUUACAACUGAGAUUCCUUGUGUCGGAGUACAGGAAGGAUUUAGGUCUCACCACUGUCUGGGAAGAUCAUCUAUCCUACCUCUUAACGCCUGCAUUAGCCUCAUAUGAGAUUGAGCGGACCACAGGAAUAUGUGCUGGGAAUGAGGAGUUUCAGGAUUCCAUAAGAAGGGCUGUUCCCAAUGGCCACACUUUUAAGGGAUUCCCUAUUCAUUUUGUCCAUAGAAAUGCAAGGAGAGCAUUUGCUACAUGUCUGAGAUCUCCAUUUUGUGAUGAGAUAUUAUCCUGCCGUGGGGAUCAGAUCAGACUUGCUGUCAGAGUGCGUGUUUUCACGUACCCAGAAUCUGCUUGUGCUGUGUGGAUAAUGUUUGCAUGUAAAUAUCGCUCUGUGUUAUGACACACACACACUACCUCUUCAUUCUAAGCAUUCAGACUAUGUUUACCAAGGACAGUU
Messenger RNA from Pelobates fuscus (common spadefoot toad), 2343 nucleotides. It is a transcript of the gene CEP76, whose product is annotated as centrosomal protein 76. Lineage: Eukaryota; Metazoa; Chordata; Amphibia; Anura; Pelobatidae. Gene Ontology annotation, cellular component: centriole. The transcript has 13 exons. Bases 301 to 2286 code for a protein of 661 amino acids. The record is from RefSeq and is a predicted model, not a curated record. Gene Ontology annotation, biological process: regulation of centriole replication.